CUCAUCUCGUCUGCGUCUGCGUCUGCAGGACCGACACACCCGAUCUUUCUUCUUUAAUCCCAGCCAGCCUCAACCGCGGUACGAGCAGGGCGUGCUAGCCGUGUUAGCCCCACGAGAAACGUAAAAUAUCCUGUCCCUCCCUUUACCGCGUAGUAUUCCAUAUCGCUAGCCCGGCCAUCGUCGGUGGGAGAAAAAGAAGUAUAAUUUAACAUCACCUCCCUCCCUUCUCUUACAAGUAAACACUUGUCUGUCCCUCUGCCAAGUAUCGUCUCAUUCUUCAUGUCCAUCACCAACUCUCCAGAGACCUCAGACAUCUCCAUCGAUAAACCAGCUGCUCUUCAUCUUCCCCUUCACAACUCCAACAUGGGUAAUCCAAGACUUGAGGAUACACCAGAGUUGGAGCUAAUGUCUCCUUCUCUGGAAGAAGAGCAGUUGGCUUGGAGCAAGAUUCGUGAAUACUGCUUGGACGCCUUCUCCGAAUUCUUCGGAACAAUGGUACUCAUUCUCUUCGGUGAUGGUGUCGUUGCACAGGUUGUCUUGAGUGGUGGAACCAAGGGUGACUACCAGAGUAUCUCCUGGGGAUGGGGAAUUGCCGUCAUGUUUGGUGUCUUUGUUGGUGGUAAAUCUGGUGGCCACCUCAACCCAGCCGUGACUUUUGCCAACUGUCUCUACCGCGGCCACCCGUGGCGCAAAUUGCCCGUCUACGCCCUUGCCCAGCUUCUUGGAGCCAUGGCUGGUGCCGCUAUCGUGUAUGGCAACUAUAAGUCAGCUUUCGAUGCCUUUGAGGGCGGCGCUGGUAUCCGGACGGUGACUGGCUCUACUGCCACAGCCGGCAUCUUUUGCACAUAUCCUGCCCCUUUUAUGACUCGGACGGGCAUGUUUUUCUCUGAAUUCAUCGCAAGCAGCAUCCUCAUGUUCUGCAUCUUUGCCCUGGUCGACCCUAACAAUAUCAAUGCUGCACACAUGAUGCCUCUUGCCCUAUUCUUCCUCAUCUUCGGUAUCGGCGCCUGCUUUGGUUGGGAGACGGGUUAUGCUAUGAACCUUGCUCGUGACUUUGGUCCUCGACUGGUUUCAUACAUGAUCGGAUAUGGCCACGAGGUCUGGUCUGCCGGUGGCUACUAUUUCUGGAUUCCCAUGGUGGCCCCAUUCUUCGGCACCGCCUUUGGCGGGUUCUUGUACGAUGUUUUCCUCUAUACGGGGAACAGCCCUAUCAACACUCCGAUGCUGGGUGUCACACGCCUAUUCCGGCCCCGCAAGAAUGUUUGGUCCAACACUCGCCCCUCGGCCAUUGACACGAAAGUCUAGUGGCUGCUACCAAAUACUGAACGCUUUAUGAAAACAGAACGAGAUGGUCUCGGGAAGAUUACAGGGAAAAAUACCGUGAACCGGGGUGGUAAAAGAUAUUAUCCAAUGUAUAGAAGAAAGGAGAAGGGGUAAGAAAAUAUGGCAAUGUGGCUGAUGAAGUGUUUCUUGAUUUUGGGUAUGCGUUUAAUGGAAUUCGGAGUAUGGUCAGUUGUACAAGUAUAACAAAGGGUACUUUAGCGAGCGACAGCAGCAUACACCUUGUAGUAAUAAUGAUUUAUAACCCAAGAACAUCGGGAGCGCCGUUG
This is a messenger RNA of Trichoderma asperellum CBS 433.97, 1610 nucleotides long. RefSeq lists its product as uncharacterized. Gene Ontology annotation, biological process: water transport; glycerol transmembrane transport. Gene Ontology annotation, molecular function: glycerol channel activity; water channel activity. NCBI's taxonomy places the organism in Eukaryota, Fungi, Ascomycota, Sordariomycetes, Hypocreales, Hypocreaceae. The record is from RefSeq and is a predicted model, not a curated record. Gene Ontology annotation, cellular component: plasma membrane.